Molecule: messenger RNA, 2343 nt
Organism: Ostrea edulis (European flat oyster)
Lineage: Eukaryota; Metazoa; Mollusca; Bivalvia; Ostreida; Ostreidae
Product: glucosamine-6-phosphate isomerase 1-like
Exons: 6
Coding region: 140-964 (274 amino acids)
Biological process (GO): carbohydrate metabolic process; N-acetylneuraminate catabolic process; D-glucosamine catabolic process
Cellular component (GO): cytoplasm
Molecular function (GO): glucosamine-6-phosphate deaminase activity; identical protein binding
Source: RefSeq, a predicted model, not a curated record
AAUUUGAUAAUUGGUGACGUCGUGGUAAUCUCGACCAGUUUAUGUUACUAUCAGCUGUUCUUGUCUUACUUUGCAGCUUGUGACCAAAAACACCAAGGGGGAGAUUUUUACUGAAUCAAGACACUGUAGACCUCGCAAGAUGAGAUUGGUGAUUUUGGACAAUUAUGACAAAGUCAGUGAAUGGUCAGCUAAAUACAUUAGAAGAAGGAUUCUGGACUUCAAUCCUGGACCCGACAGGCUUUUCACGUUGGGAUUACCUACAGGAAGUACACCACUGGGGACCUAUAAAAAAUUGAUAGAAUUCUACAAGGCUGGAGCACUGAGCUUUAAGUAUGUCAAGACAUUCAACAUGGACGAAUAUGUGGGACUUCCUAGAGAUCACCCCGAGAGUUACCACUCAUUCAUGUGGAACAAUUUCUUCAAACACAUCGACAUUAAACCAGAAAAUGCCCACAUUCUAGAUGGCAAUGCCAGUGAUGUCACCAAGGAAUGCGAGGAAUUUGAGAGGAAGAUCACUGAGGCGGGGGGCAUCGAGUUGUUUGUUGGGGGAAUUGGUCCGGACGGACACAUUGCUUUCAACGAGCCAGGGUCCAGUCUUGUGUCGAGGACAAGGAUAAAGACCCUCAAUAAGGACACCAUUUUGGCCAAUGCUCGCUUCUUUGACGGUGAUCUGUCCAAAGUUCCCAAGCAGGCUCUGACCGUUGGCGUGGGAACCGUGAUGGAUGCCAGGGAGGUGAUGAUUUUGAUAACAGGGGCGCACAAAGCGUUGGCCCUCCACAAGGCCAUAGAGGAGGGGGUGUGUCACAUGUGGACAGUCUCCGCCUUCCAGCAGCACCCCCGAUCAAUCUUUGUCUGUGACGAGGAUGCGACCCUGGAACUCAAGGUCAAAACGGUCAGAUACUUCACUGACCUGAUGACCAUUCACAACCGUCUAGUGGAUGAUCCUGUGAAGGACAAGAUCUAGUCCAGCUGGACGUUUCGCGACAUCCAGACACUGGAGAAAUCCCCAGCACUGAAAGGCUGUAGAAACUGUCCUCUUUGGAUUAUGUGCUAGUUUUGCUGGAUUUUUAUUAUGUAUUGGUGCUGAACAUUUUUUUUUUUCAAAAAGAUGGGGUUUAGUUUUACUUUCAGAUUUGUUCUCCAUGCUUCCGAUGCUUAUACCUCAGGCUUUUAAACAUCUCUGUCAGUCCAUUCAUGCUUUGAAUUGUAAUUUGAUCAAUAUUUAGUCAAAACAUUUACUUCAAAUUUACAUUAUGAUGCAUUUACAGAAUUCUUUUUAAAAACUACAUGUAGAGUAGGCAUGGUUAGAUCUGUGUAUAUAAGACAGAUUAGCAGGGUAGGUUAAAGAAUGCUAGUAGCAGUGUAGGUUUAUGAAUGCUAAUUAAUAGCAGUGUAGGUUAAUGAAUGCUAAUUAAUAGCGGUGUAGGUUAAUGAAUGCUAAUAGCAGUGUAGGUUAAUGAAUGCUAAUAGCAGUGUAGGUUAAUGAAUGUUAAAUUCUUAUGAAAACAGAUUUGUUAUGGUGUGCACUUCUUUCAGAGAUUGCCUCUUUGUGAAACUUACAUGUAUUGGACAAGAUCUGAUAGACAGUGCCAGUAUUGCAUUUUCCUUUUCAAUUAUUUUAACUGUUUAUUAUCAUUUUGCUAUUUCCUUGAGACUGUAAUGAUAUAUUAUUGGAUUACUAUACUGACAAAUUUCAAGGAUGGAUUCAGAAUCGAUUUACAAUAACUUCUGAUGUCCUUCACCCCUCAGCAAUGGUUGGUAAUUCUCUGAACAGAAAUAGAUAUGAAGAUAAAAUUCUGCAAGGGGAAAUUUUGUAUUAAAAAAUCUUCUAGGGGGCAAUUUUGUAUCAAUAUCUCCACAUCUCUUUAAGUUUUCCUGUUUUCAUUAUGAUGCCAUUUGGAUAUUUAUUUUACAACUUUGAAAGCAUUAAAGGUGAUUUAUUGUUUAAGUUGAGUGUUUAAACCAACUGAAAGAAAAACUGGACUUUAUCAUGUCAGCUGAACAGGUAAACCCAGCUGCAAUAAUGUAGCCCUCUCCAAUUUUUUCCUUUUUUUGGGAACACCGAAAACGUCAGACUAAAAAUGAAUCAGAGUCAGAGUGCUACAUUAUUGCAGAUAAGGUAAACCUAAAAAGCCACCUAUUCAGUGUAUGAAGUUCAUAUAUUGGUCAUUUUAUUCCUCGGCAAACUAUGAUUUGAUUUGAUCAUGUUGAUUUUUAUACUCGUGAUUCAACACAAACAAAUGUUCAUAUUUGUUAUAAGAGUAGGCUAGAAUAUUAUUAACAUUCCAAAUUCCAUGUAUCAUACAACUGUGGUAUAGAAGAAAUAAAUUUGAGCUAUACGUA